Messenger RNA from Microthlaspi erraticum, 963 nucleotides. Lineage: Eukaryota; Viridiplantae; Streptophyta; Magnoliopsida; Brassicales; Brassicaceae. The record is from the annotation of a GenBank genome assembly.
AUGCUCGUCUAUGUUGAUGACUUUAUCAUCACAGGGAACAGCCCUCAACAUACCGAUCGGUUUAUCGAAUCUCUCUCUACUCGUUUCUCUUUAAAAGAUUUAGAUGAUAUCUCUUAUUUCCUUGGUAUUGAAGUUCACCGUACUAAAGAAGGUCUGCACUUGACUCAGUACAAGUACAUUUCAGACUUAUUACAGCGGACAAACAUGACGGAUUGCAAGCCUAUAGCCACGCCAAUGUGUCCUAACACACCGCUUACUCUGUUUUCCGGCACACCGCUUGAUGAUCUAACUGAAUUUCGCAUGGUGGUGGGAAGCUUGCAGUAUCUGUCUCUCACACGUCCUGACAUAUCGUUCUCAGUCAACAAGAUGUCUCAGUUUAUGCAUCGCCCAACGCAUGAUCAUUGGCAAGCAGUCAAGCGUAUCCUCCGAUAUCGAGCGGGAACAAUGAGACGUGGUAUCUUUCUUGCAGCAGCAAAUAGACCGAUUCUCCACGCCUUUACCGAUGCAGACUGGGGUGGAAAUAAGGAUGAUUACAUAUCAACAAGAGCUUAUAUUGUCUAUCUUGGUGCACAUCCAGUUGUCUGGUCCUCAAAGAAACAAACCGGUGUUUCACAAUCAUCAACGGAAGCAGAAUAUCGUUCACUUGCUAAUACAACUUCUGAGGUGUGCUGGACACUUUCUCUGCUUCAAGAGCUUGGUAUCUCUCUUCCAACAACACCGGUAAUCUAUUGUGACAAUAUUGGUGCCACUUAUCUAGCUGCAAACCCGGUGUUUCACUCUCAUAUGAAGCAUCUUGCCUUGGACAAUCAUUUUGUGCGUCAGUUUGUCCAAAAUGGUCAACUAAGGGUCUCACAUGUCAAUUCUGCCGAUCAACUAGCUGAUGCUCUUACCAAGCCACUUCCAAGACCAUUGUUCCGUGUUCUCUGUGACAAGAUUGGACUUUCCGAUGGACGUCCGUCUUGA